CACAGCUCCCCUGGCCAGAGGAGGUGAGACAUCCGUUCCCCCUACAAGAAACUCUGGUUCUUGCAGGAUGGAUUUGCAAGAGUCAACAACAACCUUUAACUAUGACAAUGAUUAUGAUACAUCAGCACCCUGCCAAAAAACUGAUGUGAAACAAAUUGCAGCCCAGCUCCUGCCUCCACUCUACUCCCUGGUAUUCAUCUUUGGUUUUGUGGGUAACAUGAUGGUCUUCCUCAUCCUAAUAAGCUGUAAAAAGCUAAAGAACAUGACUGAUAUCUACCUGUUCAACCUGGCCAUCUCUGACCUGCUCUUCCUGUUCACUCUCCCAAUCUGGGCUCACUAUGCUGCAAAUGAGUGGGUCUUUGGAAAUAUAAUGUGUAAAUUAUUCACGGGACUCUAUCACAUUGGUUACUUUGGUGGAAUCUUCUUCAUUAUCCUCCUGACAGUUGAUAGGUACUUGGCUAUUGUUCAUGCUGUGCUUGCUUUAAAGGCCAGGACAGUUACCUUUGGGGUGAUGACAAGUGGAGUCACUUGGGUGGUGGUCAUGUUUGCUUCUCUCCCGGAAAUAGUAUUUACCAGAUCUCAAAAAGAAGGUUUUCAUUAUACAUGCAGUCCUCAUUUUCCACACACCCAAUAUCAUUUCUGGAAGAGUUUCCAGACGUUAAAGAUGGUCAUCUUGAGCCUGAUCCUGCCCCUACUUGUCAUGGUCAUCUGCUACUCAGGAAUCCUCCACACCCUGUUUCGCUGUAGGAAUGAGAAGAAAAGGCACAGAGCAGUGAGGCUCAUCUUUGCCAUCAUGAUUGUCUACUUUCUCUUCUGGACUCCCUACAACAUUGUUCUCCUUCUGAACACCUUCCAAAAAUUCUUUGGACUGAAUAAUUGCAGUAGUUCUAAUAGACUAGACCAGGCCAUGCAGGUGACAGAGACUCUUGGAAUGACACACUGCUGCAUCAACCCUGUCAUCUACGCCUUUGUUGGGGAGAAGUUCCGGAAUUAUCUCUCAGUGUUCUUCCGAAAACAUAUUGUCAAACGCUUUUGCAAACACUGCUCAGUUUUCCAGCAAGACAAUCCUGAUCGUGUAAACUCAGUCUAUACCCGGUCCACAGGAGAACAGGAUGUUUCUACUGGUUUAUGACCUGGGCUGAGUUUUUUAUAUCACUUAGUUUUUCUAUGUAGCUUGGGGAUAGAAAUGGUUCCUUUUUAAAAAUAAAUUAGUAUCAUAGAGGGCCUAAGAUACAUGUACGUUUUUGAUAUUUAAAAGAUUAGAUCUUUGAAAGCCGAUUGGUUUUAUAAAGCCAAAUGAGGAUGUAUUGAUGAGAUAGUCAUCCCUGGCCUCAUUCCCACUUACCUCCAGUUAUUGGCAAACUCUUCUUUAGCCACAAAAGUUCACUAUAGAAAACAACAACAACAACAAAAAACUCCUGAGAAUGGGGGAUGGGGUGGGUAUUUUAUUUUGUUUUUUGGAGCUUGACUAUUUGAACAAAAAGAACAACACCAAUCAAGAAUACCUUGUACAGUUUUUUUUUCUUUACAAGGCAAAAUUCAGGUUAUAAAUGUACUUAAAAUAGGUCUUUGACUUGCCCUGAGAGUGUGACUAGUUAGGAAAUAGAUAACUAAGCUACAUAAAUUAGUUUCACAGACUUGUAUGAUCAGGUAAGUGUUCGGUGGCCUUGGAGGGUUGGGAGCAGGUCUUAAUAAGAAGAAACUUGAACUAGAUCAUAUGUUAGGAAAUGAGAAGGAAGCCAUUCUCUGGCUGGCAUGACUGCAUGAGCAAAACAAACGUAUAGCUGUGGCUAGUUGAAAGGGCCAUGAAGAAAAAGACCAAGGCUAUAUCCUAAGGCAUCAUGUCACCCCUGCUUCUUCAAAGUUAUGAACAGGCUAAGGAGCACCUGGAUUGGUUUGUACAAACUUACUUAUGGCUAAGAGUGUCUUGGCAAUGGUGAGCAUUUAGGGCAAGUAGAUCAGUAGCAAUAAGGUCAGGGUGAGAGCCAGUCACCUAGGCUAGACAGUGAGGAAGCACCACUUCUGUAUAUAAAAUGUAAAGUCAGCAGAACUUGGGUUAUAUUGGAGGUAGAGCUGAACUAGAACCCUUACAUUUAAUUGGGUUGGAAUAACCAUUGAGGUUAAAAAAAAUAAAAUAAAUAAAAAAGAAGGGUAGAGGAAAAAGUUUGGCCUACGAGGGUAGUCUCUUUUACAGCCUGAAUAUACUGCUGCCUCAGGCUGGCAUUUUGUUCUUGCCCUCAGACCCAAAUCUUGCCAUUCCAGCUUUGAUCCUGAGGGGUAACCAGAGGGCUGUGAAACACCUGGCUUAUGAAUCAUGAGCCUGAGGACUAUGAAUAAUACAGACCCCUUGUGGAUUCUAGGUGAGGGUUGUUUACAUAGUUUGAACCCAGAAGUUUUCUAACCUUGAGCAGAGGCUCCAAGAGUUGAGGGAAGAGCAUCAAUUUUCUCUAUUUACAUAGCAAUCGGCAAAUCUGGGAGAUAACCAUCCUUUUAGAAACAAGUUGCUGUGAGCUUUAGGAGCCAUGAAAGUGUGAUUACUGCCUUCGGUGUUCCAGGUUAAGUGUGAAGGUUUCAGUUACUCUUUCCAGAUGGUUUCUCCACACAAACAAUGGUAAAUUUAGCCACUGCAGAGAAGUUUAAGAGUUUUGUUGUUUCUUUUUAGUUGCUAUUUAUUAUAUUGUUUUGAAUUUUGGAUCAGUUAAGACCUCCAUAGUGAAGAUUAAGGGAACAAACAAAGAGGUUAGACUCUCUCAGAGGAUUCAAAUAGCUGACUAACAAGAGGUGCUACUGGUUGUUCUUAAGUUCUGAAUAUGAAACCAAAGCCUUGUGGCUGAAAGCAGGAAGUGAACAUUUGCUUUUUUUCCUCUGGGAUCCACAUCUUUUUUCUCACUGUGUAGAGCAGACUAGCCUCAAGCUCAUGAUCCUCCUUAAGCACUGGGGUUACAGAUAUAUAUGAGCACACCCAGAUGUAUUUUUAUAUUUUUAAACAUAUAGAAAGUUACAAAGUCUUUGACAUAAUAAGUCUUAUUAAAAGUGCUCUGUAAAAAAUAAUUGCAUUUUUGUCCUUUCAAUCAAGGACAAAAUGUACAUUUAGUGUAUAGUACAUGAAAUUAUGAGGAUAUUUUAUUAGUUGUUUUGGCGAACACUUUCAAAUAGUGUGUAUUUAAAUGUAGCUCUUAGCUUAAAUAGA
Molecule: messenger RNA, 3190 nt
Organism: Psammomys obesus (fat sand rat)
Lineage: Eukaryota; Metazoa; Chordata; Mammalia; Rodentia; Muridae
Product: C-C chemokine receptor type 5
Exons: 2
Coding region: 68-1132 (354 amino acids)
Biological process (GO): immune response; inflammatory response; chemotaxis
Cellular component (GO): membrane; cytoplasm
Molecular function (GO): chemokine (C-C motif) ligand 5 binding; C-C chemokine receptor activity
Source: RefSeq, a predicted model, not a curated record